UCUUCACGUGUUUAACAUAAACAAACUUAAAACAAAUAUAAAGAUAUUAUUUUUAAAAUGGUAAAGAAAAAGAUUGAUAAUCGCAUACGUAUAAUGAUAGAAAAUGGGGUAAAGUCCGGACACCGAACUUUAUUUGUCAUAGUCGGAGACAAAGGGAAGAAUCAAGUUCCUAUAUUAUACGAUAUGCUAUCGAAAAGUGUAGUAAAACAAAGACCUACUGUUUUAUGGUGUUACAAAAAUAAGGAUGACACUAUUUCUAGUCACGGUAAAAAACGCAUAAAGAAAAUUCAAUCAGGAAAAGUAGCAUUAAAUGAAGCUGAUUUUUUUGAUGCUUUUCGUGUUUCGACAACUAUUCAUGGAAGAUAUUACAAAGACAGCCAUACAAUUUUGGGGAAAACUUAUGGCGUUUGUGUACUGCAAGAUUUUGAAGCUAUCACGCCAAAUAUUUUGGCUAGAACCAUAGAGACUGUAGAAGGAGGAGGACUUGUCAUUUUACUUUUAAAAACAGUUUCUUCACUUACUUCGUUAUUUUCUAUUAACAUGGAUAUUCAUAAUAAAUUCAAAACUGAAACUCAUCAAGAUGUUAAAUGUCGCUUUAAUGAAAGAUUAAUCUUAUCGCUGGCAAAUUGCAAAAGAUGUUUAGUAGUAGAUGAUCAACUAUCCAUUCUUCCUAUUAGCUCGAAGACAGCUAAUAUUGAGAGUGAAAAUGUAUCCAAUGUAUCAACAUUAUCAUUUUCUAAAGACCUAAAGAUCCUUAAAGAAACCUUGAAAGAUACUCCACCAGCUGGGCAAUUAGUUCAGUUGUGUAAAACAUAUGAUCAAGCUAAAGCAUUAUCACAAUUUAUUGAUACUUUAACAACUAAAACAUUGAGACCUCCUACGUCAUUAACCGCAGCUAGAGGUCGUGGAAAGUCUGCUGCAAUGGGAUUAAGUCUCGCAGCUGCAAUUGCUUUUGGAUAUGGAAACAUAUUUGUUACCUCGCCAUCACCUGAUAAUUUGGUUACAUUAUUUGAAUUUGUUUUAAAAGGAUUAGAUGUCCUAGAAUAUCAGGAACAUAUUGAUUACACAAUCACAAGAUCAAUCAAUCCAGAUUUUAAUAAAGCAAUUGUUAAAAUAAACCUUACAAGAAAAAAUCGUCAAACUAUUCAGUAUAUUUCUCCAACAGACAGCCAUUUAUUAAAUAAUGCUGACUUGCUGAUUAUAGAUGAAGCAGCUGCAAUUCCUUUACCGUUGGUAAAAUCUAUGCUAGGACCAUAUAUUGUAUUCUUGGCUUCUACAAUAAAUGGGUAUGAAGGUACAGGAAGGUCACUAAGUCUUAAAUUGAUUUCACAACUACAGAAAGAAAAUAAUGCCCCAGAACCAAUCAAACUAUACGAGUCAAUUAGAUAUGCCUCUUUGGAUCCUGUAGAAAGUUGGUUAACUUCAAUAUUAUGUCUAGAUGAUACAAUACCCGCUUUAUUAAAUUCCGGAUGCCCAGUUCCAGAUGCUUGUGAAUUAUAUUAUAUUGAUAGAGAUGCUCUAUUUUCUUAUCAUAAAGCUGCUGAAGCAUUUCUACAUAAAUUUAUAUCUAUUUGCGUUUCGUCUCAUUACAAAAAUAGUCCAAAUGAUCUACAAUUGAUGUGCGAUGCUCCUGCACAUCAUCUAUUCUGUUUGUUAGGUCCGGUAACUAAAAUGGAUGCGCUUCCUGAAAUUUUGGUUGUUAUUCAAGUAUGCAUGGAAGGUCAAUUUUCAACAAAAAAGCUAGAAGAUUCAAUGAGUGUUGCUAAAAGAAAUAAUGCUGGUGAUUUGAUACCAUGGAAUGUUACAGAACAGUAUGGAGAUAAGAACUUUGCACGUUUAUCUGGUGUAAGAGUUGUGCGAAUUGCUACACACCCUAACUAUCAAAGAAUGGGCUAUGGAAAAAGAGCCGUGAAAAUACUAAAGGAUUAUUAUAAAGGAAAAUUUACUAGUUUGGAAGACAAUGAAAUGACCUUACAACCAGAAAAUCUAGUGGAAGAAAAAAGUUCGGAAAAUAAUCUUUUAUGUGAAAGUGUACAACCGAGAAAAAGCAUACCAACACUACUAAAAAGAUUAACUGAGCGUAAAGCUGAAAAAAUUGAUUACAUCGGAACCUGUUUCGGUUUGACGCCAGAUUUAUUAAGAUUCUGGAAGUCUUUAAAUUUUGUACCCGUGUACUUAAGUCAAAAAUCUAAUGAUUUAACAGGAGAACAUUCUUGUAUUUUAAUAUGUUCCAUGAAGAAGGAAAAUUACAACAUAAAUGAAAGGGAAAAUUGGCUUGCUGCAUAUUUUAAGGAUUUCAAGCGUCGUUUAGUAAGAUUACUAGGAAAAACAUUCUCUAAUUUUACAACUGGGCUUGCAUUGUCACUUUUGGAACAUCGUUCAGUAACUUUAUUAAACGAAUCUUUGUCGACGGCAAUUAUAGAUCAAACAUUUUUACCACACGAUAUUCAACGCUUAGAAUCAUAUUGCUACAAUCAAGCAGAAUACCGACUUAUACUUGACUUAACAAUGGAUUUGGCGAGACUUGUUUUUGACUCGAACUUGAUAAAUGACAAAGUCGAUACAUUACAAAGAGCUAUUUUACUUGGUAUUGGCCUACAGAAUAAAACAAUAGAUCAGUUGUCUAUUGAAUUCAAUAUGCCUGGUAAUCAAGUGCUCGCUAAAUUUUACGACUGCAUCAAGAAACUUACAAAUUAUCUUGUAAAAAUUUUGGAGUCUAAUCUUGAAAAAUCCAUCACAAAAGCCUCUAAAUUAGAAGAACCUUCUUUGUCAAUAUCUUUACAUGAUGAACUUAAAGGUGCAGCAGAAGUGUUGAAAAGGAAACAAAAAAAAGAAUUGUUUAAAUUGAAAAACGAAGAAUCAAAUCAAUACUUUAUCAAAGGAAAUGAAGAUGAUUGGAAAAAGGCCCUCGUAAAUGUAAAAUCAAAUAUAGUUUCUGUUAAAAUAGGCGAAAAGCGGAUUGCAGAAAAUUUGGAUAAAGAGUUAAAUAAAAAAACACGUAAAAAGAUGAAGCAUCAGAGUUUGCAAGAAACUUCUUAACAUUUUAUUAUAUAUUUGAAUAAAAGAUGAACACCUCGAUAACAUUCUAUUCUAUUUUAUGUUUUUAUAUAUGAAUAUUUUAGACAAUUUUUUCUUGAAAUAUUAAGCAAUUUAUGAAUAAAUAAUUUUCUGAUAAUAA
Culicoides brevitarsis is the source of this 3178-nucleotide messenger RNA. RefSeq names its product RNA cytidine acetyltransferase. The record is from RefSeq and is a predicted model, not a curated record. Lineage: Eukaryota; Metazoa; Arthropoda; Insecta; Diptera; Ceratopogonidae. Gene Ontology annotation, cellular component: nucleolus; 90S preribosome. The coding region runs from base 58 to 3039 and encodes 993 amino acids. Gene Ontology annotation, molecular function: tRNA binding; ATP binding; 18S rRNA cytidine N-acetyltransferase activity. Gene Ontology annotation, biological process: rRNA acetylation involved in maturation of SSU-rRNA. The transcript has 14 exons.